AUGCCCCCGCUCUCGGAAAGACAGCUGCUCGGCGGAAUCGCGCAUCUCGCGUCGGAUGCUGGUAAAGUUAUUGGCGCGUUAGUUGGCGGGCCAGAUGGGCAGAAACCCCCGGGUCCUCCCACUCCAGGUCAAGGACCUCCGAAACCUGGCUCACCUCCUGGUCCCCCGCCUGAUAAGCCUCCACCCCCGCCAGCUCAACCACCAAAACCCGACCCCCCGCCACCAAAGCCCGAUCCGCCCGCAACUGCUGCAUCAGCAGCCCCGACGGUUAAUGGGGACGGUGACGAUGGUGACAGGAAUGGUAAUAGUAAUCACCACCAAGGGAAAGGGGGCAAGCACAACGGCAACGACAGCAAUAAGGACAACAAUCCCUCGCCGACUAGUACAACACAAACCCCGCCAUCUACACAAUCGCAGCCCCAGCCUGUUGAGGGCGGCGAACCAGAACGAGCACCCGCUCCUCAAAGUUCAUCUUCAGCGAUGAAUAGUAUACCCAGCUUGAACUCAAGUGUUCCCCCCGCCUCCAUAAGCACCAGCAAUGACCCAGAUUUUGGCAUCCCGACCCCCCCGAUAGUAUUCCCCAGUCCCACCGCAUCACCGCUUCCCGCUUCAGUCUCCCCGGUCGCCGCGGCAUCCCGUCAGUCUACUAACGCUGGCGCAAUCGCUGGUGGGGUAUUAGGCGCACUAAUACUCAUCGCACUCGUUGUCGCUGGCUCUAUCAUGUUCAUUCGCCGUCGCAGAAACAGGACUGCACCUUCUGCAGAGUUCCUCACCGUCCACCCACCAGAGACGCCCUUCAGGCGAUUGGAUUCAUUCCAGGCGUCAGAGAUGCGCGCCUAUGAUGAUUCGCGUUUGGCAACGAGGGACUAUUAUUAA
Mycena indigotica is the source of this 876-nucleotide messenger RNA. RefSeq lists its product as uncharacterized. The transcript is spliced from 2 exons. The record is from RefSeq and is a predicted model, not a curated record. Bases 1 to 876 code for a protein of 291 amino acids. NCBI's taxonomy places the organism in Eukaryota, Fungi, Basidiomycota, Agaricomycetes, Agaricales, Mycenaceae.